Messenger RNA from Melitaea cinxia (Glanville fritillary), 2367 nucleotides. Its product is annotated as ATP-dependent RNA helicase DDX54. The record is from RefSeq and is a predicted model, not a curated record. Gene Ontology annotation, cellular component: nucleus. NCBI's taxonomy places the organism in Eukaryota, Metazoa, Arthropoda, Insecta, Lepidoptera, Nymphalidae. The transcript is spliced from 14 exons. Gene Ontology annotation, molecular function: RNA helicase activity; RNA binding; ATP binding. Bases 84 to 2330 code for a protein of 748 amino acids.
AUUGCUGAAUUGCUCUAUAUGAAAAAAAAAGUUUUAACCAAAGAGUUAUUGAAAGAGUUAUUUAUUGUGUGCUAUUUGACACCAUGGUUCGACCCCUAAGAGACGGAGAUGACCUCCCCGGCUUUGAAGCGCCUGUAGAAGAUAAUUCGGAAAUUAAUACUCUGUCAACUAAAAAACAAAAAAAGAAUUCUGGAGGUUUUCAGUCAAUGGGACUAAGUUUUCCUAUUCUUAAAGGCAUUACUAAAAGAGGUUACAAGCAACCGACACCCAUACAGCGUAAGACAAUCCCUAUAGCGCUGGAUGACAAAGAUGUGGUGGCUAUGGCACGCACUGGAUCAGGCAAAACUGCUUGUUUUGUACUUCCAAUUCUCGAAAAACUUCUGUCGCCAGUAAAUAAACCUCUGCCCGGAAAGAAUUUCAGAGCGCUUAUUCUAUCUCCUACAAGAGAGUUAGCCUUACAGACACUAAGAUUUACACGUGAAUUAGGAAAAUUCACUGGACUAACUUCAGCAGCGAUUCUCGGUGGUGAAUCUAUAGAACAGCAAUUUGGAGUUAUGUCAGGAACUUCUCCAGACAUUGUUGUUGCCACACCUGGCCGUUUCCUUCACAUAUGUAUAGAGAUGAACCUCAAGCUAGAUAAUAUAAAAAUUGUAGUAUUUGAUGAAGCUGACAGAUUAUUUGAACUUGGGUUUGGAGAGCAAUUACAAGAAAUAGUAGCUCGUCUACCAUCAAACCGACAAACACUUUUAUUUUCUGCAACACUACCUAAGAUGUUAGUAGAGUUUGCCCGUGCAGGUCUUAGCAAUCCUGUCCUGAUACGCCUAGACGUUGACUGGAAGUUACCUUCAACGUUAUGGCUUGGUUGGAUAUAUGUCAGAUCAGAACUGAAAACAGCAGCAUUAUUAUUCUUGUUAGACAGAGUAUUGACUCCUACCACUCCUCAGGCAGUAGUUUUUGCUGCUACCAAACAUCACGUGGAAUACUUGCAUUUGAUACUACAACAAGCAGGAAUCACAUCGACAUAUGCUUAUUCUGGACUGGAUCCGUCGGCCCGAAAGAUUGCUCUUGGAAAGUUUAUGAAUAAGAAAUGUGCCGUACUUCUAGUAACAGACGUUGCUGCCAGAGGACUGGAUUUACCUUCUUUAGAUACUGUCAUCAAUUAUAAUUUCCCCGCCAAACCCAAACUGUUCGUACACAGAGUUGGGCGCAGUGCGAGAGCUGGUCGUGCGGGGCGAGCUCUUUCCCUGGUAUCAGCUGAAGACGUGGCUCACUUGCUGGACUUGCAUCUAUUCCUGGGUGCGAAGCUGAUCAUGCCUGACGAGGUGACCGAGUGUGGGGACGCGUGUCCGAGUGGAGUGUGGGGGAGCGUCCCCGCCAGCGCGCUGGAGCUACGACACCAGGACGUGCUUGCCUGGGAGAAGAACCACUCGGAGAUCGAGGAGGCGGCGCGCACGUGCUCGCGCGGCUGGCAGCAGUACGUGCGCUGGCGCGAGCCCGCGUCCGCGGAAGCCAACCGCAAGGCCAAGGCCGCGCCGGCCCCCGCGCGCGCGCACCCCUUCCUGGCGCACGCGCCCGACCGCGCCCCGGACCUCGCCGACCUCGUGCGCAACUACACGCCUAAAGGGACAAUUCUGGAGCUCGGUGGAAAACACGACUCUCCGAUGUGUCUCGCCAUGAAAGCAAAGAGACGUGUGCACGGAAAGACGAUCCAGAAAACGAGGGAGAAUAAAAAUCAACAGGGAGAUGGGAUUUUGGAUGAAAAUCACGAGUCACCGAAGGAAAUUGUGAAAUUAGCAACUGUGAAGAAGAAGAAAAAGGUUCCACAACGAGAUGAAAACUACAUACCUCAUUUCGCUAGCGACCAGCAUACUGAGGCUGGUAUGGCGGUGAACUUCGCGGCGGGCGCGUCGUCGGCAGAGCUGGAGCUGCGCGGCGACUGCGAGGCGGGCCUGCGCACGCGCCGCGCGCAGCUGCGCUGGGACCGCAAGCGCAAGCGCAUGGUGCACGUCGACCCCGACGGCGGGCGCAAGAUGAUCCGCACGGAGAGCGGCGGGCGCGUGCCGGCGUCGUUCCGCAGCGGCCGCUACGACGCGUGGCGCGCGCGGAACGAGCCCGGCGAGCACGAGCCCGGCGAGCGCGGCGAGCACGAGCCCGCGUCUGAAUUCCGACCUCGGUGGGUGAAACAUAACGAACGAGUGGCUAAGAAAAAAUCGGAGGCCUCCUCGAAAGAAUUCCGCGACAAACAACAAAUUGUCAAAGAGCGCUUGCGGAAAGAAAAAAUCAAGCAGAAGCUGAAAUACAAAAUGCGUCUUAAGAAGAAAAAGAAGUGAGCAGUACUGGGCGAAUAAUAAAUUAUAUAGAUACAAA